Metopolophium dirhodum (rose-grain aphid) is the source of this 5918-nucleotide messenger RNA. Its product is annotated as neurotrimin-like. Bases 36 to 1271 code for a protein of 411 amino acids. The transcript has 10 exons. Gene Ontology annotation, cellular component: neuron projection. The record is from RefSeq and is a predicted model, not a curated record. Lineage: Eukaryota; Metazoa; Arthropoda; Insecta; Hemiptera; Aphididae.
CUGUUUCGCUAAGGGUGCAGACCUGCUGAAUCGUCAUGUACACAGGUCCCGGGCAUGUGCUCGUCGCGAUCGCGAUCGCACUCGUCGUCGCUUCAGCCGUGUCGCCGUCACGUGGGGAGCUUAUCGUCGAAAUGCCCAAAUUCGCUGAACCGAUAAAAAAUGUUACGGUUCCGGUUGGCAGAGAAGCAAUAAUAGUGUGUAUCGUGGAUGACCUCGGUUCUUAUAAGGUGGCAUGGUUACGGGUGGACACACAGACCAUACUAACCAUCCAUAACCACGUGAUCACGAAAAACCACCGGAUCGGCGUGUCGCACUCGGACCACAGAACGUGGCUCAUACACAUCAAGGAGGUGAGAGAGUCCGAUAAGGGUUGGUACAUGUGUCAGAUAAAUACGGACCCGAUGAAAAGUCAACUGGGCUUCUUAGAUAUCGUCGUUCCUCCAGACAUAUUGGACUAUCCAACGAGCACGGACAUGAACAUCAGGGAAGGCAGCAACGUGUCGCUGAGAUGCGCGGCUUCGGGAUCACCUGCGCCCAAUAUCACGUGGCGUAAAGAAGGACUCGAGAAUAUACGUCUGGAACACAGCCAACAAGUGCACAGCGUCGAAGGGCCAGUUCUGAAUCUGACACGGAUCAGUCGCUCUCACAUGGGAGCGUAUCUGUGCAUAGCGUCAAACGGGGUACCGCCAUCGGUCAGCAAACGGAUUAUGCUGGUGGUGAACUUCCCGCCGAUGAUAUGGAUUCAAAACCAGCUGAUCGGAGCAUUCAUUGGCCAAUCACUGACUCUCGAGUGUUUGUCCGAAGCGCAUCCCAAGUCGAUCAACUAUUGGACCCGAGAGGCCGGCGAGAUCAUUGCUCACGGAGAAAAAUACGAACCGGAAGAGUUUGUCACCGAACAAUAUAAAACGCGAAUGAAACUCACAAUUAAGUCUGUUACUGCCGAAGAUUACGGCACGUACAAAUGUUUGUCAAGAAAUGCACUCGGAGACACUGAUGGCACAAUAAAAAUAUACCAAGUGGCUAAUAACGGCGGACACAGCACUACGCGACCCAAGCACAGAUACAAGAACCGUAACCGGACCAGAAUACGAGCGCAAUCGAAUGAUAUUAGAGACUCGGCGUUCUUAUCGAAGGACGAAAAUAGCGAAUUGCAGACACAUUACGACGACGAUGGCGAACUUGAAGAAUACGAUUCCGGAUCGCAAACUCACGAACUAGAGUUUUACACAGCGAUAUUAUGCGUAAUCGCGUUGGUGUACGGGCACGAGUGAUUCGAAAACACUACAAAAAAUUCGUUGUCCAAUAAAAUUACGAUUUCUAAUAAUGAUAAUAAUUUACUUAUACGCAUAGAUAAUAUUAUUAUAUAAUAUGAUAUGUUGUUAAGUCUGAAAUGUUUUUGGUCCUUUCGUGGUUUGAUUUUAUUUUUCUAGUCCGAUCUCUUGGAAUAAUGUAUUGAUUACUAUGUACACUUGAAUUCAACUAUGUAUAGUAGUAUUAUAUUAAUAGGUUAUAUAUAAGUAUAUAAUAUACAGGGUGAUUCUUUUAACAGUAAAUAUUAUGUAUUUAUCUUUUUGAAAAGUAUUGACGUUUUAAAAAAUUUUUUUUGCAUAAUUUGCAUUCGUUGCAAUGCCGUAUUUAGACAUUUUUUGCCCUGGUGUAAAAAAAAAUUGGCGGAGAAUAUUCCGCUGGAAAUAUGGGAGAUAGAUCUUCAUGAACUCUUCCGAUUGUGAACCAAGUAAAGAAUCUAUUGGUUUUACAAUAAUGUGUGAUUUUUUAAAAAUAUUGUUUAAUAAUUUCAUGAACCUCUUUUCCCUUUCUGAAGAUAACAUUGAGUGUAUGCAGCUCGAGCCAUGCUUAUAAUUCAUCAUAUUAUAAGUUGUUUCUUUUUUUACAUAUUAUUUAGGUACUUCUUGGAUCAUACUAAUAUAUUAUACUGAAUAAAAUAAAAAUAAAUGUAAUAAAACUAUAUUAUAAACUAUGCAAAUUAAUAUUAUAUUUUUUCAAUAUACAUUAAUAUAAUAUACCUAAAUGCUUAUUAAUAAUUUUUAAAACAAAUUUUUGAUGAAGUUAUAGGUACUUCAAUUAUUUUUUUUAUUAGUUAUUAUUUAUUAACAAUGUUAAGCAUUAUUUUAUCAAGUUUUAAUAGGUGGUUUUACACAGGAAUUUUAGAAUAUUAAAUGCAUAUGUUGAGCUUUAUAGUGGAAAGUUGAGAGCAGUUUUUAAAUAGCUUAUGUCUAUUGAAUCCCACAAAUUUGGGAGAAGGAACUAUUAUAAGGUACCUAUAUUAAUAAUUCUCGAUCACUGGUAGCUAUAAAUACACAAGUUGUUUAAAUUCCAAUUAUCAAUCAUCAUAAUAUUUGAAUUUAAUAUUAUAUAUAUUUAUUAUAUUAUUAAAACAAUUUCAAUUUUUAAAGUUUUGAUAAUUCAAAAGUGAAAAAAGUGAACUAAUUGUUUACCACAAAAUGUUGGACCCAGGACAAAUUUCACCAUUCCUCCCCCUAAAUUCGGCUCUGAUAAAACAACAUUUUUGAAAAAAAUAAAAUAUUUAUCGUUAUCAUUUCUUAAGUUUAAUUGUUUUGAAUAGUAACGUAAAUUUUUAAUUUCAUAUUCCUAAUCAGAAUUUGUAAGUAGGUAUUUAAAGUAUAAACGGGCGAAGUACAGUUGAGUAACACAGAAAUAGGUACCACAAGCAAUUUUGAUGGACUACUCCUCAGCUGAUCUAAAUGUUAAAUACUUAUACGCCAAACAAAAACCUUUUAAAUUACCAAUAAAAAAAAAAAAAAAAAAUAGAAAUAACAGCUAUAGUUUUUUUUUCAAAAAUAUUGUUUACGAAGUAAAAAAAACUAUUUUCAAAAUCGUUAACACUUUUUGAGAUAAUGCUUGUUUAAUGUUAAAAGAAUCAUACAUACAAAAAAAAAAAUAAAAAAAUUAGAAUUAAUUGAUAGUAAAAUAAAUAUUGUAGUAAAAUUAUAUUAUAUUACAUUAUAUUCUGUAAUGUUAUUAUGCAGACCAUAGGCGCAAUUUGGAGGGGUCUAGGGGGGGGCAUCGCCCCUCCUAGUUUUAUUCAAGCCCCCCUAAGUUUUUAAAUAUAUUCAUUCUUAAAUCCACCUAAUAAAAAAAUGAUGCUGGUCUGUAUUGAUUUUAUAAAUUUAGCCCCCCCCCCCCCCCCAAAUCAAGGGUCCAAAUUGCGCCUAUGAUGCAGACGUGUAUAAUAUAGUGUAUACAUAUCAUUAUAAUAUAUUUAAUAUAUGUAUAUAAUAUAAUACAUGCGUGUGUAUACAAUACUUUAUACAAAGUGACUCGGUUAGUAUUGUUUUAAAUUAAAAUAUGUAUAUUAUAAGAAAAUAAUAUUGUUGUCCAUUAUCGUAGAUUCGUUUUAGUGAAUUAUUUUUCAUACUAGUCUUGUCUAUUUUUGCCUGAUAAAAAUGUGUUGUGUCUUGUUUGCAUAUAUAUAUAUAUAAGCAUAGGCAUAAAAUUUAAUUAGAUAACCAAAAAAAUUACGCGUUUGUAAAAUCACGCUAGCUAAAAAAAAAAGACUGAAUGAAUGAGUGAGCAUCAAGUAUAUUUUGUAUCGUAAACUUGGCUCUCCAUUAAUAAAAUAAUAAUGAACGUUUAACGAAACUGUCUGUAUUAUUUUACGACUUUAGAUAUACGUAUGUAACGAACAUAAACUUGUACAUAUCAUUUGAUGCUAUCCAUACGGAAUUAUUUUCAAGUCCGCACUAUAUUCAUUUCAUUGUAAUAUAACGCGAUUAUGCGCAGUAUUAAGUAGGUAUACCUACUAAUUACUAUUAUUAUAAAUUAAAAUACUAUAAUUAUCAUAACUAUAAUUAUUUUAAUAAAAAUAAGAAUACGAUAAUAUCAUCUGCGAAGUACUUACUUACAAUACUCUAAAAUUUCCCCUGUACAUUCCAAAUCGUAUACCUAAGUUAUGAUAAGGAUUUAAGAAAAGUAAUUUAAAAAUAUUUAGUGGUUAUUUGAUGUUAUUGCAUAUUAUCUUAAAAUCUUAAAUAAAAUGAAUACCUUUAUUUUAUCGUAAUGUAAACGAAUAUCGGUUUUACAUAAAAUACAUUUGUGUAGUUCAAAAACCACAUAAUGUCAUAAUAUGUUAGAUACUUAAAAAAAAAAUUUAACAAAUUGUAUAUUAGGGACAUUUUAUUUAUAUUUAAAAUUAAGACAAGAUAUAUUAUAUAAUAUUAUAGUUUAAUAAUUAUGUAUAUACAAUAUAUAUAUUAUAUAGGUACUUUAUAAUAUGUUUACUACUGAUAAAACAUUUUAACAUCGUAAAAUUAAUAAUAUCUGUGCAUUUCAUCUGAAAUAAGUAUUAAUAAAUAAUAAUCCUGUGAGAUCUCACAAUGCUCACCGGCUUGUGCUUAACUGACACGUUUUUUAAUGUAUAAUUUGAUUAAUAACUAUAGCUGUUAGCAGCUUUAAUAAUUCCAAAUGGUUUUAUGAAAAACGGAAAGAAGGUAAUUAUUUCUCAUGUAGUCACGUUUGAGUUUUUAACCAAUUACUAUUUGAUUCAAGUCUAUAAAUAAAAGUGAAUUUAGUGCAUUAUGAGACUUACGGGGAUAAAGAAAAUAUUUAUACAGCCGUUCUACAAAAGCAGAUCAAAUGUUUUCUUUAGCUGUCUUUUAGAUAUUUUCGUUCAUGUUAUAGACAUUUCACGUUUUUCUUCGUCGACUCUCCUAUCAUGCGUAUUUCACUGUAAAAUCUCUUAAAAUUGUUAUUGAAAACUCUAAUGGUUUUCGUUUUGAUCGUUCGUAUAGUAUUGUAUUAUAAUAAAUUACAAUAUUGCAUAGGCACUGUAUACCGUAAUAUAAUAUACUAUGUACGGCUAUACCUACCAUCAAAAUGAAUUAGCAGUAACUAUAGAGAUGUUCAUUAGCUAAUGGUUGAUUAUUUGUACUUGUACUAUAAUAAAUAAAUAAUUAUAUAUUCCUAAUAAAAUAUUAUAACUGUUUUAAAAUAUUUUCAAUCAUACUGUGAUGUUCCUAUACCUAUGUUUCAAAAUAUUUUUUAUUCGUACCUAUAUUACAAAAAUUUGAUUUUGAUUUGGUUUGGUACGACAUUCAAUAUUGUAUAAUCUACUAUAUGAAAUAUAUAUUAAUACAAAAUAUCAAAUAAUAUUUACUUAUAUAAUAUUAUUAAUUAUAAAUAUGUCAAUACCUAAGCUACAUCGGCCGUCAUCAGAUGUAUAUUUAUAUUUCCUUAAUCUUGGACUAAAGUCUAUAUAGUAUAAUAAUAUGAUGAUCCGUGUGGUUUGUUUGUUUGUAACAAUGUAACAUAAUAUUUUAAGAUAUCUUGUACCUAUUUUUUUUUUGUUUUAGUUGUACUUAAUUCAUCAAUAUUAUUAUAUUACGGUAGGAAUUUGUAUAAUAUGCUUUCAAUCGCAAAUAAUCUCACACUUGAUGAUAUGAAUUAUUGUAUAUUACUAAACGUGCACAUUUGUCCAUUGAUAUAGAAGUAGUAAUAUUAUAAAUUGUAAUAACUACUUUUAUGAUUAUUUUUGUGUAAUAAUAUCAUCAAAGAAUAAAUAAAGUAAUAUUACUAUGCACGGAACAAAUAUUGUGGUCGACCCUAUCAUAAUGGUUGAUCAUUUCAUAAAUGUAAAACUGUUUUAGUAAUUUCAUUGCAUGGCUAAAAACUAUAUUACAGCUGUGUAUCUAGGUAUUGUAUUGUAUUUAUAUAUUUGAAAAAGUUGAAAAUGUUUACCUAUCUGAUAAGGAAUUUUUUUAAAUAUAAAGUACACAUGUUUCUCUAAACUGUUUUAAAGAAAAUUAAAUUAAUUUAUAACAUUAUGUAUACGUAGUAAAAUAUUUUAUAGCAAAUAUAAUUGUCUACUUUAUGAUGUUUAUGUGAAGUUAAAAACUCAACAACUCUAUUUAUAAUAUAAUACAACAUUUUACAUAAAAAUA